AAUGGGUUAGCCUCUUGUGGAGAAAAGGAUUACGGAAUUACGGUAGUGCUGGGACUGUGUGUGCAGUCUAAAUGACGAAGUGGAACUUGUUCAAGCAUCAGACAACGCCCAUGGUCGCUGCUAACCCAACGGGGGCCAGUGCCUUGACUGUGACUCCAGCCCCCGUCGCAUUGGUCUCUACCAACACCGACAACUCCACGGAGCCGGUCAACAAGAGCGAUGACUUCGACGAGAUCAAAAACAAGUUCCUGAAUGAAAUCAACAAGCUCCCACUGCCGUCCUGGGCCAUCAUUGCCAUUGCCGUGGUCGCUGCUUUACUCAUUCUAACAUGCUGCUUCUGCAUCAUCAAGAAAUGCUGUUGCAAGAAGAAGAAGAACAAGAAGGGCAAGAAGGGGAAGGGUGACAUGGGAAUGAAGAACCUGAAAGGGGGAGAGAAACAACAGGAUGACGACGAUGAAGAAGACGAUGUGGAACCUGGACUGACCGGAGACGAGAAAGAGGAGGAAGUGAAGGAGAAGGAAAAGCUCGGGAAGCUGCAGUACUCCAUUGAUUACGACUUCCAGGAGAACAAGAUGACUGUGGGAAUCCUGCAAGCAGCUGAUCUGCUCUCCAUGGACAGCGGCGGCACCUCCGACCCCUACGUCAAGGUCUUCGUCCUCCCUGACAAGAAGAAGAAGUACGACACAAAGGUUCACAAGAAAACGCUCAAUCCUGUCUUCAAUGAGACCUUCAUCUUCAAGAUUCCAUUCCAAGAGAUGGGAGGAAAGUCUCUGGUUAUGUCGGUGUAUGACUUUGACCGCUUCUCUAAACAUGAUGUCAUCGGAGAGAUUAAAAUAGCCAUGAACACCCUUGACCUGGCCAAGCCAAUUGAGGAGUGGAGAGACCUGGACAGCGCAGAUCAAGAAGAGCCGGAGAAGCUUGGUGACAUUUGCAUCUCUCUGCGUUACGUCCCAACUGCUGGCAAACUUACCAUCUGUAUUCUGGAGGCCAAGAACCUGAAGAAAAUGGACGUGGGAGGACUGUCAGAUCCCUACGUGAAAAUUAACCUUCUGCAGAAUGGAAAGAGGCUGAAGAAGAAGAAGACGACAGUGAAGAAGAACACUUUGAAUCCGUACUACAAUGAGUCCUUCAGCUUUGAGAUUCCUCUUGAGCAAAUGCAGAAAAUCCUAGCUGUGAUCACAGUGCUGGAUUAUGACAAGAUUGGCAAGAACGAUGCCAUUGGGAAGAUCUUGGUGGGAAGCAAGAGCACGGGGGCCGGGCUCAAACACUGGUCCGACAUGCUGGCCAACCCGCGUCGCCCCAUCGCCCAGUGGCAUCCACUGCAGCCGGAGGAGGAGGUGGAUGCCGCCCUCGCAGCGCUGAAUGCCAAGAAGUAAACCCUCUCCUGAACACAUUGUCCACACCUCCACCUUACCCACCCAUGCAUUUCCAAUCAUGUCCCCAGGUCCCGCAUAUCAGUGUAUAUUCCAGAA
This is a messenger RNA of Anoplopoma fimbria (sablefish), 1472 nucleotides long. Its product is annotated as synaptotagmin-2-like. The transcript is spliced from 9 exons. Lineage: Eukaryota; Metazoa; Chordata; Actinopteri; Perciformes; Anoplopomatidae. Gene Ontology annotation, molecular function: clathrin binding; calcium ion binding; syntaxin binding. Gene Ontology annotation, cellular component: dense core granule; synaptic vesicle membrane; axon. The record is from RefSeq and is a predicted model, not a curated record. Gene Ontology annotation, biological process: regulation of calcium ion-dependent exocytosis; regulation of dopamine secretion; synaptic vesicle endocytosis. Bases 72 to 1376 code for a protein of 434 amino acids.